This is a messenger RNA of Phyllostomus hastatus (greater spear-nosed bat), 2151 nucleotides long. RefSeq names its product homeobox B4 (gene HOXB4). Gene Ontology annotation, biological process: regulation of transcription by RNA polymerase II; anterior/posterior pattern specification; embryonic skeletal system morphogenesis. The transcript has 2 exons. Gene Ontology annotation, molecular function: RNA polymerase II cis-regulatory region sequence-specific DNA binding; DNA-binding transcription factor activity, RNA polymerase II-specific. Bases 206 to 961 code for a protein of 251 amino acids. Lineage: Eukaryota; Metazoa; Chordata; Mammalia; Chiroptera; Phyllostomidae. The record is from RefSeq and is a predicted model, not a curated record. Gene Ontology annotation, cellular component: nucleus.
AUAAACCUCUUUGGCUGGAGUAGGGUCCGGGUGAGCAGAUUUCCUUAUCCGGGAAUCGCAGGCGGGGCCGCCAUUGGCUCCCAGGAUCACGUGGGGUCCUAACUUUGUUCACUUGACAGUAAGUAGGAGGGCUUUCGGAAACAGGAAAACGAGUCAGGGGUCGGAAUAAAUUUUAGUAUAUUUUGUGGGCAAUUCCCAGAAAUUAAUGGCUAUGAGUUCUUUUUUGAUCAACUCAAACUAUGUCGACCCCAAGUUCCCUCCGUGCGAGGAAUAUUCACAGAGCGAUUACCUACCCAGCGACCACUCGCCAGGGUACUACGCCGGCGGCCAGAGGCGAGAGAGCAGCUUCCAGCCGGAGGCGGGCUUCGGGCGGCGCGCGGCGUGCACCGUGCAGCGCUACGCGGCCUGCCGGGACCCCGGGCCCCCGCCGCCUCCGCCACCACCCCCGCCGCCCCCGCCACCACCCGGGCUGUCCCCUCGGGCUCCUGCGCCGCCACCCUCCGGGGCCCUCCUCCCGGAGCCCGGCCAGCGCUGCGAGGUGGUCAGCAGCAGCCCCCCGCCGCCUCCCUGCGCCCAGAACCCCCUGCACCCCAGCCCGUCCCACUCCGCGUGCAAAGAGCCCGUCGUCUACCCCUGGAUGCGCAAAGUUCACGUGAGCACGGUAAACCCCAAUUACGCCGGCGGGGAGCCCAAGCGCUCUCGGACCGCCUACACUCGCCAGCAGGUCUUGGAGCUGGAGAAGGAAUUUCACUACAACCGCUACCUGACGCGGCGCAGGAGGGUGGAGAUCGCCCACGCGCUCUGCCUCUCUGAGCGCCAGAUCAAGAUCUGGUUCCAGAACCGGCGUAUGAAGUGGAAAAAAGACCAUAAGUUGCCCAAUACCAAGAUUCGCUCGGGUGGCACCGCGGGCGCAGCAGGCGGGCCCCCGGGCCGGCCCAGCGGAGGUCCUCCCGCGCUCUAGUGGCCCCCGCGCGCGAAAACCGUGAACCUGGGGUGGGGAGGGUGGCGAGCGCCGGGGAAUACAGGGGGAGAGAGGCGGGAGGGGACUGGGCCCGGAAAAGCCUUCCUGUCCCACCCCCCCCCCCCAUUUUAUCUAUUUACACGAAUAAACGCAGAGAAGGGGGAGGGGAAGCUUUAUUUAUAAAAACGACAAUAGGGAGCCCAGCGAGGCCCCCCAAGAAGCAAAGCUCAAGUCUCUUGCUUUCUUCCUUAAAAAAAAAAAAAGAAAAGAAAAAAAGAAGAAGGAAGAAAGAAAAAGACAGAAAGAGAAAUACGAGGAGGCUGCACUCCUCCUUUUCAGCUUUGGCGAAGAUGGAUCCACGUUUCAUCUUUAAUCACGCCAGGCCCGGGCCCAUCUGUCUUGUUUACUCUGCCGAGGAGAGGACGGAGAGGACGGGCCUCGGUGGCGACCAUUACCUCGACACCCAGCUAACAAAUGAGGCCCGGCCCGGCUGCCGCCGCCUCUGCUGCUGCCGCUGCUGGAAGGCAACCUGGAUUUUCUUUCUUUGUCCCCCCUUCCUGACACCCAGCGAAAGCACCCUCUGAUUGUCAGAUAGCGCAGUGUUUUAACCACGGUAACACACACAUACAACCUCCUCCCCCUCCGUGACCCUGCUCGGGGACACUGACUGCUCGACCCCUUCCACUGCGGGGCUGGGAUAGGGGGCAGCAGGAAGGGGCCAAGUGGAGGCGCAGGGAAGUUGAGUCCAAGCAAAAAAAGAGACUUGAAGACCUGGGAGUGCCUUCCUCUGGAAGGUCAAGCCAUUCCUGGCAGGGUGAGGGGCCAGUUGAGGUCUAAGAGCUGGGCACAACCCUCUCGCCAAGCUAGAGCUGGACAGAGACAUGCUCUCCUAGACUGGAAUUGAAUGUGAAACUAGGACAUAAAUUGGUGUGCCCCUCCCGGUCUGGGAGAUGAUGUUGCAGAGACCUCUCCCAUAGUUUAUCAUUGUUGCAUUGAUGAUUAUUAAUUAUUAUUAUUAUUAUUUUAUGUCAUGUGUGUCCUCUCUCCUAUUUCUUGUCCUGACAUUCCAAACCAGGCCUCCUUCCUAGUUCUGGGGGGCGCCUGAGUCUAGAACUCUUAAGUUGGAGUGCAAAUUUGUGUCCUGUACAGAGUGACAAUAGAAAUAAAUGUUUGGUUUCUUGUGACCAGCA